Pteronotus mesoamericanus is the source of this 1851-nucleotide messenger RNA. It is a transcript of the gene ALG2, whose product is annotated as ALG2 alpha-1,3/1,6-mannosyltransferase. Lineage: Eukaryota; Metazoa; Chordata; Mammalia; Chiroptera; Mormoopidae. Gene Ontology annotation, molecular function: alpha-1,3-mannosyltransferase activity; GDP-Man:Man(1)GlcNAc(2)-PP-Dol alpha-1,3-mannosyltransferase activity. The record is from RefSeq and is a predicted model, not a curated record. The transcript has 2 exons. The coding region runs from base 214 to 1461 and encodes 415 amino acids. Gene Ontology annotation, cellular component: endomembrane system.
GAUUUCUACCAAAAGGAGGGUGUAUAUGUACUCGGUCAAGCGAGAACUUUUCUCCGGCAGUUACUAGGCGCCCACGGAUUUUCGCUGAUGUGGCCUAAGCCAGGCAGCCGCCGCGAGGCGUAGUCGGCCCCGCUGGGGCCUGCGAGGAGCCGGGGGAGGGACCCGGCCCGGAAGUGCCUAAGGGCGUAGGGGAGCCGGCGAGAGAUCCGGACCAUGGGGGACCACAACAUCAAUGGUAAAGGGGGUUGCGGCCCGUCGGUGCUGUUCCUGCACCCAGACCUGGGCGUGGGCGGCGCCGAGAGGCUGGUGCUGGACGCGGCGCUGGCGCUGCGGGAGCGCGGAUGUGAUGUGAAGAUCUGGACUGCCCACUACGACCCGGGCCAUUGCUUCGCCGAAAGCCGCGAACUGCCGGUCCGCUGCGCCGGGGACUGGCUGCCGCGCAGCCUGGGCUGGGGCGGCCGCGGCGCCGCGGUUUGUGCCUACGUGCGCAUGAUCUUCCUGGCGCUCUAUGUGCUGUUCCUCGGCGACGAGGAGUUCGACGUCGUAGUAUGCGACCAGGUGUCUGCUUGUAUCCCAGUGUUCAAGCUGGCCAGACGGCGUAAGAAGAUCUUGUUUUAUUGUCACUUCCCAGAUCUGCUUCUUACCAAGAGGGAUUCUUUUCUUAAAUGUCUGUACAGGGCCCCGAUUGAUUGGCUAGAAGAAUAUACCACAGGCAUGGCCGACUGCAUCUUGGUCAACAGCCAGUUCACAGCAGCCAUAUUUAAGAAAACAUUUACAUCCCUGUCUCACAUAGACCCCAAUGUUCUCUACCCAUCUCUGAAUGUUACCAGCUUUGAUUCAGCUGUCCCUGAAAAACUUGAUGAUCUAGUCCCCAAGGGAAAAAAAUUUCUGUUCCUCUCUAUCAACAGAUAUGAAAGGAAGAAAAACCUGACAUUGGCACUGGAAACCCUAGUAAAGCUGCGUGAAAGAUUGACAUCCCAAGAUUGGGGCAAGGUUCAUCUGAUCAUGGCUGGUGGUUAUGACGAGAGAGUCCUGGAGAACGUGGAACACUAUCAAGAAUUAAAGAAAAUGGUCCAGCAGUUGGACCUUGACCAGUCUGUAACCUUCCUGCGGUCUUUCUCGGACAAACAGAAAAUCUCACUCCUCCACGGCUGCACGUGUGUGAUUUACACACCAAGCAAUGAACACUUCGGCAUCGUCCCUUUGGAGGCCAUGUACAUGCAGUGCCCAGUCAUUGCUGUUAACUCAGGCGGGCCCUUGGAGUCCGUUGUCCACAGUGUCACGGGGUUUCUGUGUGAGCCUGACCCAGCGCACUUCUCAGAAGCAAUAGAAAAGUUCAUCCAUGAACCUUCCUUAAAAGCCACAAUGGGACUGGCUGGCAGAGCCAGGGUGAAGGAGAAGUUUUCCUCUGAAGCAUUUACAGAACAGCUCUACCAGUAUGUCACCAAACUUCUGGUAUAAUCAGAUUUUUUAAGGGGUCUAUGCUACAUUCAUUAAUAUCAUUCUUAAUAGAUUCUGGCCUCAAAACUCUAAUGCCAAAGACCAUGUAAAAAAUAUGCUUUAAUCUUGAAUCUGAGCCAUCAUCUUAUACUCCACACCUUUCUGUGUACUUUUUUGGAAAAACAAUAUGUUAUAAUAAUUCUGAGUCUUAUCAGUGUUAAGAUGUAAUCUGUAGCUCCGGCUGAUGUGGCUGUGUACAUUGAGCACCAGCCUGUGAACUGAAAGAUCGCCAGUUCAAUUCCCAGUCGGGGCACAUGCCUGGACUGAAGGCCAGAUUUCAGUUGGUACCUGGGUUGAAGGCCAGGUACCAUUCCACAUUUCUCUCCCUUCCCCUCUCUCUAAAAAUAAAUA